CUACUUUCAUUCUCGUAACUUCCUUCUCCUCUUAAGAGUAUGCGGGUUGUUUAGACAAACAGCAUUCCUCUGCCACAAAGACCUAUGAGGAAACUGAAAGGAGUGUCAUUGACGAGAAAGAAAGAAAAAAAGUUCUGUAUUUAACAGAAACAAAGGGUGUGGAACUUUGUAACUGAGAUUGUUACUGACUCGAUCACGUACAAGUUGCAGGAUGUCUCUGGCAGUGUCUCAUGGCGAGGGGGUGACAGUGAUCACCAUCACCUCAAACCCAAAAAGCAAAUGGCCGAUAGUGUGUCAAAUCCUGGGCUCUUUGUGCCAAAGUCCAAUGUGUGCUGUAUCACAGCAUGUGAAAGCGAAGAUGAUGGGCAUCUAUAUGGCACUUGGGAUUAUGCAGAUUAUAUUAGGACUUCUCAAUCUAAUGACGGGGAUUUUAUUUAUGAGCUCUGGAAUACACGACUACAUUAUGGUGUCUAAUGCUCCAUUCUGGCUUGGUGGUGUGUUCCUUGUAGUUGGAGUGGUGUCUAUUGUUGCAGCUUGUUUUCCCAGCUAUUUUCUGCUGCUCGUCACUGUAGUGUUGAACAAAGUCAGUGCUGUGCUGGCUAUGAUAGGCCUUGCAAUGUAUGCAUGGGACUUAAUGAGCUUUAAGGUUUUUAUGCACUAUGACGAAAAGAACUAUGACAAGAUGAUCCGUGAAACACUGGAUAUCACUAUGAUGAUCUUUUCAGCUCUUCAACUCUGUGUGACCCUCAGUUUCUCUGUCUUGACUCUGAAAGAAUUGUGUGAAACAAAUUCUGUGGAGGACCCUCAACUUUACAAACCACUCAAAGAAGACGUCACUGUCAGUCAUGUAUGUUAGACGAACAAUGUAACAAAUUGAAUAUACAUUGUUAAUUGAACUAGUUUUGUGAUUAUAGAAGUACAA
This is a messenger RNA of Carassius carassius (crucian carp), 922 nucleotides long. RefSeq names its product transmembrane protein 176l.3b (gene tmem176l.3b). The record is from RefSeq and is a predicted model, not a curated record. Gene Ontology annotation, cellular component: membrane. Bases 212 to 856 code for a protein of 214 amino acids. NCBI's taxonomy places the organism in Eukaryota, Metazoa, Chordata, Actinopteri, Cypriniformes, Cyprinidae. The transcript has 7 exons.